AUGGACAUCCCUGGUGGGCCAAUCCCAUAUUCCCGUUUGGUUGUACCUGUCCUUCUUUUGCUUGGCUGGCUUGCAGGCUGCGCAUUAAUGGUGUACUAUGUCUUCUCUUAA
This is a messenger RNA of Heteronotia binoei (common prickly gecko), 111 nucleotides long. It is a transcript of the gene STRIT1, whose product is annotated as small transmembrane regulator of ion transport 1. Lineage: Eukaryota; Metazoa; Chordata; Lepidosauria; Squamata; Gekkonidae. Bases 1 to 111 code for a protein of 36 amino acids. The transcript has 2 exons. The record is from RefSeq and is a predicted model, not a curated record.